CGACCGAGGCGGCGGAUGCGGCGGGCAAGGCGGCAGGCGAUGCGAUCAUCGCCGGCAAGUCGCCAGAGGUAGCGGCGGCCGCGGGUGAGGCUGCGGGCACAGCGGCUGAAAAGGCGCUGGAUGCCGGCCUCUCGCCGGACGCAGUCGAUGCGGCUGGCGAGGCGGCAGGCGAGGCUAUCCUUGCGGGCAAGAGCCCCGAGGUUGCGGCCGCCGCUGGCGAGGCUGCCGGCAAGGCGGCCCAGAAAGCACUCGACGACGGCUUGUCACCCGAUGCUGCCGACGCGGCGGGCGAAGCUGCGGGCGCGGCGAUCAUUGCGGGCAAGACGGCCGAGGAGGCAGCCGCUGCUGGCGAGGCUGCGAGCAAGGCGGCCCAGAAGGCGCUCGACGACGGCUUGUCACCGGAUGCUGCCGAUGCGGCGGGCAAGGUGGCGGGCGACGCCAUCAUCGCAGGCUACACGCCCGAGCAGGCAGCGGCGGCCGGCGAGGCGGCGGGCAAGGCGGCCCAGAAGGCGCUCGAUGCCGGCCUGUCGCCGGAAGCGGCUGAUGCGGCUGGCGAGGCGGCAGGCGAGGCUGUCCUCGCUGGCAAGUCGCCCGAGGAGGCGGCUGCUGCGGGCGAGGCUGCCGGCACGGCGGCCCAGAAGGCUCUCGACGACGGCUUGUCGCCCGAGGCAGCUGCGGCCGCGGGUGAGGCGGCGGGUGACGCCAUCAUCGCCGGCAAGAGCCCCGAGGUGGCGGCCGCUGCUGGAGAGGCUGCCGGCAAGGCGGCCCAGGCUGCGCUCGACGCCGGCCUGUCGACAGAGGCGGCGGAUGCGGCUGGUGAGGCGGCAGGCAAGGCUAUCAUCGCAGGCAAGUCGCCCGAGGUGGCUGCGGCCGCUGGCGACGCUGCCGGCAAGGCGGCCCAGAAGGCGCUCGACGAUGGCUUGUCGCCCGAGGCUGUCGAUGCGGCGGGCGAGUCGGCGGGCGACGCCAUCAUCGCCGGCAAGAGCGCCGAGGUGGCGGCGGCCGCGGGCGAGGCUGCAGGCAAGGCGGCUCAAGCGGCGCUCGACGCCGGCCUAUCGACCGAGGCGGCGGAUGCGGCGGGCAAGGCGGCAGGCGAUGCGAUCAUCGCCGGCAAGUCGCCAGAG
Messenger RNA from Emiliania huxleyi CCMP1516, 1124 nucleotides. RefSeq lists its product as hypothetical. NCBI's taxonomy places the organism in Eukaryota, Haptophyta, Isochrysidales, Noelaerhabdaceae. The annotation marks the transcript as partial. The record is from RefSeq and is a predicted model, not a curated record. The transcript has a single exon.